This is a messenger RNA of Impatiens glandulifera, 483 nucleotides long. Its product is annotated as LOB domain-containing protein 30-like. The record is from RefSeq and is a predicted model, not a curated record. Bases 1 to 483 code for a protein of 160 amino acids. Gene Ontology annotation, biological process: positive regulation of DNA-templated transcription; hormone-mediated signaling pathway. Gene Ontology annotation, cellular component: nucleus. Lineage: Eukaryota; Viridiplantae; Streptophyta; Magnoliopsida; Ericales; Balsaminaceae. The transcript is spliced from 2 exons.
AUGAGCAUCAAUGCCAAUUCUAGAAUCAUUAUCGAAGCAUGUGGGGCAUGCAAAUUUUUGCAAAAGAGGUGCUUAGAUGACUGCAUAUUUGCACCUUAUUUCGAUUCCAACGAAGGAACUGCAAAUUUCGAGUCCGUUCAUAGGAUUUUCGGAGCCAACAACAUUUGCAAGCUUCUAACGAAUAUGCCGAUCGAAAAAAGAGCCGAUGUUGUUUUCACUUUAUGUUUGGAGGCUCGUGCUCGUCUUCAAGAUCCUAUCUAUGGUUGUAUAUCUGAGAUCUAUACUCUCCAAAAUCAGGUCAUAACUCUAGAAGCUGAGCUUUCGUCCUUGCAAGCCCAAGUAGACACGCAGCAGUCACCUCUGGAUGAGUUUGAUUCAAAUAUUGGAUCAUCUCAGCAGGCAGCCGAUCAGAGAACUUUCACCGGAGCUCCGGUGGACGGUGGCGAUGGGGAAGAGUUUGCUCGGGAGUUCCCUAUUCCCUAA